Molecule: messenger RNA, 667 nt
Organism: Octodon degus (degu)
Lineage: Eukaryota; Metazoa; Chordata; Mammalia; Rodentia; Octodontidae
Gene: Slpi
Product: secretory leukocyte peptidase inhibitor
Exons: 4
Coding region: 74-469 (131 amino acids)
Biological process (GO): innate immune response; antibacterial humoral response
Cellular component (GO): extracellular region
Molecular function (GO): peptidase inhibitor activity
Source: RefSeq, a predicted model, not a curated record
UGGGGCCACACCCAUUGGUAAGGACAUAAAUAGUGAGGUUUCACGUUGGUCAUUAGAGCCACCUGCCUUCACCAUGAAGUCCAAGAGCCUCUUCUUCGUCGUGGCAUUUCUUGCCUUGGGAGCUCUGGAAGUACUGGCUGUGGAAGGUUCUGGGAAAAAAAGUCAGAAAGCUGGAGCCUGCCCUGCUAGAAAACAUGUCCUGUGUGCUAGACUUGAUAAGCCUGAAUGCAACAGUGACUGGCAAUGUCCAGGGAAGAAAAGAUGUUGCCCUGAUUUCUGUAGCACCAGCUGCCUGGAUCCUAUCAACAUCUCAAAAUCAGCAAGGAAGAAGCCUGGGAAGUGCCCAGUAGUCAAUGGUGAAUGCCUGAUGAUUAAUCCCCCCAAUUUCUGUGAGAAGGAUGGCCAAUGUGAGGGUAAACUCAAGUGCUGCAAGACCAUGUGUGGGAAAGCCUGUGUUACCCCUCAGUAAGCUUGAUUCCUGUCAUUUGUGCAAGACUCUGGAUUUAUGCUGUGUGUGUCCUGGGAAUCCCCUUUCUGUUCCUAGGUUUGGAGCCUAUGGCAAGGAUUUGGUUCCAACACCACCUCCCCUCAGCAAACUCCUGGUGCAUAGACAUUCAGGAGAUAAGGUUGAUCCAUGAGUAAAUAAAUGAGCUUAUCUCUUGAUGUA